This is a messenger RNA of Funneliformis mosseae, 1467 nucleotides long. Lineage: Eukaryota; Fungi; Glomeromycota; Glomeromycetes; Glomerales; Glomeraceae. The record is from the annotation of a GenBank genome assembly.
AUGGAAAAACGUCGCGUUGCUAUUGUUGGAGCAGGCUCUUCUGGCCUCACAAGUAUCAAACAAUGUCUUGAAGAUAAUCUCGAACCUGUUUGUUUUGAAGCAUCUGAUCAUACUGGUGGACUUUGGCGUUAUACAGAAGUAAAUGAGAAAAAUAAGGAUCCACAUUCUUCUAUUUAUCAGAGCGUUGUCAUUAAUACUAGUAAAGAAGUGAUGGCUUUCACUGAUUUUCCUGUUCCUUAUGAUUGGCCAUCUUUUUUACAUAACAAAUACGUUGUUAAAUACUUUGAUAUGUAUGCGGAAAAGUUUAACCUUUUACCAUAUAUCAAAUUUAAUUCUCCAAUUCAACGCUUGUCAAUUCGUCCCGAUGGUCGAUGGAAUGUUUGUUAUUUAAAUAAAGAUAAGAAUGAAGAACAUGAAGAAAUAUUUGAUUAUGUAAUGGUUUGUAUUGGGCAUCAUCGUUAUCCAAGAAUUCCUAAAUACAUAGGAAUGGAUAAGUUUACCAAUAAACAAAUACAUUCUCACUUAUAUCGUCGUGCUAGCGAUUAUGAAAAUAAACGUGUUCUUGUUGUAGGAUGUGGAAAUAGUGGGAUGGACAUUUCCGUUGAAUUAUCCAGUGUCGCGUCUCAAGUAUUUUUGUGUUCACGAAGAGGAUUUCUAAAAAAUUGGUUAAUCGAAUUUAUUGCAAAUUAUACAGUUGGUCCACAUCCUCAAGGAUUUAAACCAAAGACACCACCAAGUGCAAAUCAUCCAACUGUUAAAUCUGAUUUUCUUGAGCGCGUUGCAAUUGGUGUAAUUAUACCUAAGCCUGAUAUUGCUGAAUUAAAGGUCGAUAAUUCAAUCGAAUUUGUUGAUGGGAGUGUAAUUGAAAAUAUUGAUGCAAUUAUUUAUGCAACUGGAUAUGAUUUCGUUAAUAUUCCAUUUAUGGAUAAAGAAAUUAUUUCCGGUGGUAAAGAAGUUGAAAAUCAAUUUGGAAAUGAAGAAUAUCAAGAGAACUUAGUUUGGUUAUAUAAAUUUAUUUUUCCACCAAGGAUUACUAGUAUCGCUUUUAUCGGAUUUGUUCAAGCAAUUGGUGCUAUAAUGCCUGUUAGUGAUUUACAAGCACAAUAUGCAACAAGUUUCUGGACUGGUAACUUAUCUAAGACACCAACACCUGAAGAAAUGGAAAAAGACAUAAAGAAAACCCAAGAUAUUAUAAGAAAACGUUAUUAUCAUUCAGCAAGACACACUAUUCAAGCUGAUAUGAUUCCUUACAUGGAUGAAUUAGCAAAAGAUAUGGGUUGUUUACCUUAUCCAUCAAAAAUUUUAUUCAAAUUUGGUCCAAGAUUGUGGAAACUAGUCCUAUUUGGCGUGCCAACUCCUAUUCAUUAUCGUUUACUUGGAAGACAAGCUUGGAAUGAUGCACCGGAAGCGAUUAGGAUAUACAAUGGAUGCAAGCCCUCACUUUCAACUUUGAAAAAGAAUAAAUAG